This is a messenger RNA of Lolium rigidum, 577 nucleotides long. RefSeq lists its product as uncharacterized. The record is from RefSeq and is a predicted model, not a curated record. The coding region runs from base 1 to 348 and encodes 115 amino acids. Lineage: Eukaryota; Viridiplantae; Streptophyta; Magnoliopsida; Poales; Poaceae. The transcript has a single exon.
AUGCUCCGCCGCGCGGUCUCCUUGCUAAGUGGGCGCGCAGCCUGGCUCCGCCGCCAGCCGGUGACCGCCGCGGCAACAUUGAUCCGCCGCCACCCGGAGACCCGUCUCGGCGCCGUCGACGCUCGUGGCUACCGGCGCAUGGCGCGGCGGAUCCCACCCGCGAGGCCUGACGGCUACUCCACCUCCGACGGCGAGGACGACGAGGUCCUUGAGCCGGCCGCCGCCGCGGACGGCGAGGAGGAGGAGGACGAAGAUGACGAGGAGUUGGAGGGGUUCACGCUGGACCUCAAAACCGGAACUAUCGAGGACGCUUUCGAGGACGAUGAGGAGGAGGAGGGCCAUAAGUAGCGCGAGGAAGGUGUUCGUGGAAAUGACUAAGAGCAGAAGCUGUCCCUGCACAGCACAGGCUCGUUUACAUGCUCGCUGCUUUCAUAGUUUGAUUCUCCUUCGCACUGAAUGUUAAUUUCUUUGUAGCAUGCCCCGUACUUUUGGUGGUGUUUGCAGCUUUGAGCCUUUGGCAAUUGACAUCGUGGUAGACUGGUAGUACUUUUGGUGCUAUUGUGGUAUCGAACUGAUU